This is a messenger RNA of Morus notabilis, 1244 nucleotides long. Its product is annotated as neurogenic locus notch homolog protein 1. NCBI's taxonomy places the organism in Eukaryota, Viridiplantae, Streptophyta, Magnoliopsida, Rosales, Moraceae. The coding region runs from base 292 to 951 and encodes 219 amino acids. The record is from RefSeq and is a predicted model, not a curated record. The transcript is spliced from 6 exons.
CAAAACCCCAACUGCCAACGACCCCUUGGCUGUCAGUCUCCAUUAAAGAGUUAGGCAAUGUCAAUCCAUAAUAGAUCAGCCACGUUUACAAAACUUCAUCGGAUCUCAACUGUAAAAGCCUUCCCAACCGAUUAAUCCUCCGAGAACUUUCGAAACUCCUUCAACAAAGUCUACUCUUUUACACGUUUAUAUAAACCCAAACCCUCUCUGCUUCUUCUUCUCUCUGCCUUCCUCAUCAGUUAGAGAGAGAGAGAGAGAGAGAGAGAGAGAGAGAGAGAGAGAGGGAAUAUCAUGGCUUCUUCAAUCUCAUCAAUGUGCGCUUCUCUUCUUUUAGUCUUUCUUGUUCUCCAACCUCUGGCUGCCACCACCGUUGGCGAACUUCUCUCUCCUCUUCUCUCUCCUGUCUUUGAUGAUGUGUGCAAAGAUGUGGAAUGCGGGAAAGGAUUAUGCAAGGCUUCAAGCAAUAGUGCUUUCUUCUUUGAAUGUGAAUGUCAGCCUGGUUGGAAGCAGACCAGCUCUGGCCACACUGAUCACCUCAAAUUCCUCCCUUGUGUCAUUCCCAAUUGUACCCUGAACUACUCCUGCACAAAAGCGCCUGCUGCUGUUGAAGAGAAGGAUACCAAACCCAAUGAAACCAUUUUCGAUCCCUGCUACUGGAGUCACUGUGGAGGCGGUUCGUGCAACAAGGCUUCCAAAUUCACGUACAAUUGCAUAUGUCCGGCGGGUUACUACAAUCUUCUGAAUAUCUCUAGUUUCCCUUGCUUCAAAUCAUGCGAGCUUGGAAUGGAUUGCACCAACCUCGGGAUUACAACCGCAAACCAAGCAGCGUCUUCAACACCAUCUAUGGCUGACAACAAUAAGAAUCAAGCUAGCUCAAUUACUCGCGGGCGUUCCCUUUGGCUGAUGAUCACAAUGGUGCUCGUCGGAAUGAUCCUUUCGAAAUAUAACUAGUAAAUGCACCGACGAUUUCGUUAUCCAUUCUGCGUAGCUUCUGUACAUAUUGCUGUGAUUUAAGAUUAUUAGCUGUUAUAUUUCUAUGUAAAAGAUUUUCUAUAUCUAAAUAAGUUUAUUGAUAUAAUCCUCUAGGUUUUAAAAUUUCACGUAUAGACAUAGGGUGCAGAGGAGAGGAUAUUUUGGCUGAGCUCUUUUCCCUGCCAUGAUCAGUCAGUCAUAUUGGUUGUGUAUUAAACAAAAAAUUGCCGUUUUGUUUAUUGAUAUAUUAUUGCGUAUAAAAGUUGUUAUCG